Nicotiana tabacum (common tobacco) is the source of this 591-nucleotide messenger RNA. The record is from RefSeq and is a predicted model, not a curated record. Lineage: Eukaryota; Viridiplantae; Streptophyta; Magnoliopsida; Solanales; Solanaceae.
AUGGUACCUAUCGAGUCCACCCCUGCUGCACACUCUGAAGGCGGACGAACAAUUGUACCUGUACUUGGCAGUUUUCGAGGUGGUGGUAAGUGGAUUCUUAGUUCAGGAGGAAGAAGGGAAUGGACCCUGCAGCACGUACCCCGAGAUCAUAACAGUGAGGGAGAUGCUCCGGCUACCUUGGUAUUAUCUGUCGAUUCUGAUGAGUUCAGUUCAGCAACAAUAGUGCAGCUCAUGAAGUCGGUGAUAGAAGAAGGCCACGCCGAAAUCCCAAAGAAUCGAGAGCCGUUUGUAAAGGCUACCGGAUUUAGCUUGGCCGAAGGGGCAUUGGUCAGGAGAACCUUCGACGGCCCACUAGCCAGAUGCUUGGGACCGGGAGAGACCGAAUACGCCUUGAGAGAAGUUCACGAAGGCACUUGCGGGAAACAUUCGGGGGCAGGAUCUUUGGUUCGGAAACUGAUUAGGGCCGGCUAUUACUGGAUCGAGAUGGACAAAUAUGGGAAGGAUUUCAUAUGGAGGUGCGAUGACUGUCAAAGAUAUGCCUCGAUGAUCCAUCAACUGGGAGAAAUGCUCCACUCGGUUUUGUCACCGUGA